AUGGCACCAACACCGCGCUUCUCCUCCGACAAAGUCACAGUCGUCUUCGUCCUCGGCGGUCCCGGUGCCGGUAAAGGCACACAAUCAGAAAACCUCGUGCGCGACUAUGGCUUCAACCAUCUGAGUGCCGGCGACCUGCUACGCGCCGAACAAGUGCGUGAAGGAAGCGAGUACGGCGAAUUGAUCCGUCACCACAUCCGCGAGGGCACUAUUGUUCCCAUGGAAGUCACUGUCGCUUUGCUGUCGAAUGCGAUGGCCUCCAUCCUCGAACAGAACAGCUCCAAGACCACACCGGCCCGAUUCCUGAUCGAUGGCUUUCCGCGCCAGAUCGAUCAGGCGCAUUUCUUCGAAGAGACUGUCUGCGUUAGCAAAUUGGUUCUCUUCUUGGUUUGCCCUGAGGAAGUCAUGUUGGGCCGAUUGUUGAAGCGUGGUGAGACCAGUGGUCGCGACGAUGAUAACAUUGAGUCGAUCCGUAAGAGAUUCCGCACGUUUGAGCAGACCUCCAUGCCUGUUGUACGUGAAUUCGAGGAGAAGGGCAAAGUUAUCAGUGUGCAGGCUACGGGGUCAAAGGAGGAGGUUUAUGAGCGGAUUCAGUCUGAGUUGAAGGCCAAGGGUGUUGAUGCUUUGUAA
Molecule: messenger RNA, 630 nt
Organism: Talaromyces amestolkiae
Lineage: Eukaryota; Fungi; Ascomycota; Eurotiomycetes; Eurotiales; Trichocomaceae
Exons: 1
Coding region: 1-630 (209 amino acids)
Biological process (GO): CDP biosynthetic process; 'de novo' pyrimidine nucleobase biosynthetic process; UDP biosynthetic process
Cellular component (GO): nucleus; cytoplasm
Molecular function (GO): ATP binding; UMP kinase activity
Source: RefSeq, a predicted model, not a curated record